AAGCCAGAAAUUGUUUGCGAGGUGCGUACUUUCGUGAGGAAAUGGUAACCGAUUCUCAUGUAGCUGAAGUAUAUUUACAAAGAGCUUUAGAAGUUGCCAUUAAUAAACAAAAUUUAAGUUUGGAUGAUCCUGUAGUUAUAGAUAUUUGGUUACGUAUAGCUUAUAAUUACGUAUGGACAAAAAAAUUCGAAGAUGCUAGUUUAGUUUAUAGAUCUAUUUUAGAAUUAUUGUUACAAUCAAAAAGUCCUGAAAAUUUCAAGAAAGCGAUCGAGGUAUCGAAAAAGUUGGCUGAGGUUUAUAUCACUAUGAAAGAAUUUGAUAAUGCUGAAAAGUUUUUGUGUUGGUCCAUUGAGAUGUUACAACUUGAUGAAUAUGAUGAUAAAAUGAAUUGGGUUAUUGAUGAUGAUCAAAACAGAAAGUUGGAAAUUUCUACUUCGUUUCUUGAAAAUUCUAAAGUUAUUAGUGAUGAGUUGGUUAAGUAUAUCGAUUUACUUGCAGGCUUAUAUGCUCAACAAAAGAAGUUUGAGUUCGCUUUACCUUUGUAUCUAGGAAUUCUAAAAAUGCUACAAAACAAGCUGAAAGAUGAUCAAAAUCAAGAUAGGUGGAAAUGUUGGGAAGCCAUAACAAUGGGUCAUUUAGGUGAAGUGCUUUAUGGGUUAGGAAAACACGAUGAAGCGAUGGGAUGGAUGCAACAAGGUUUAUCUAUUUCAAAAAAUAUCAGUGGUAACAGAGAUUGUGAUGAAUGUUCUGGCGUUAUUUUUAAUAAUUUAGGUUUAAUUUACGAAAAAAAUGAAAACUUUGAGAUUGCAAAAUCAUUGUAUAGCCAAGCUAUUUCGCAUGCUACUAAAGCUCAAGAUUUUGUUGGACUCGAUCAAUUUUCUCUGAAUUUAGAUCGACUGAUUAGUGAAGAACAACAACAAUCGAUUAUU
Racocetra fulgida is the source of this 929-nucleotide messenger RNA. The record is from the annotation of a GenBank genome assembly. NCBI's taxonomy places the organism in Eukaryota, Fungi, Glomeromycota, Glomeromycetes, Diversisporales, Gigasporaceae.